This is a messenger RNA of Arachis duranensis, 2561 nucleotides long. RefSeq names its product protein ESMERALDA 1. The transcript is spliced from 10 exons. Lineage: Eukaryota; Viridiplantae; Streptophyta; Magnoliopsida; Fabales; Fabaceae. The record is from RefSeq and is a predicted model, not a curated record. The coding region runs from base 117 to 1823 and encodes 568 amino acids.
GAGAGAAGAAAGAAAAAGGAAAAAAAAAAAAAGAAAUUAGGAGAAAAAUAGAGAGAGAGAGGUGCGAGUUUUGUGAUGUAGAGAGAAAGAGAGGUUUUUGAAUUCCCAAAAAUUAAAUGCACGCGUAUAACAGGCUACCGAGCAGUGGCCACUCAUCGCCGUCGCCGCCGCCGUCACCACUGCGAUCACCAAGGCUCCGACACGGUAGGUCCAAAACAGGAAGGUUUUCUCCGGGACACCCUGGCGCCGGCGGAGGGGUUGGCCGGACCGCCGCGCAGCGCCUUGCGUGGUCGUUUCUUUCGCUGCUUUUGCGGCGGCAAGGGGUUUUCCUUUUCGCGCCGUUAAUCUACAUCUCAGGGAUGCUUCUCUACAUGGGCUCCGCCUCAUUCGACGUCGUUCCGGUCAUCAAGCACCGCCCUGCGCCAGGCUCCGUUUACCGUAGCCCUCAGCUCUACGCCAGGCUACGCCCUGAGAUGGAUGCUGAUAAUUCUUCUGCAGAUGCGAUAUCAACAAUCUGGAAGAUUCCAUAUAAAGGUGGCGAGUGGAAACCAUGUGUUAACAGAUCUUCACAAGGCCUACCUGAAUCAAAUGGAUUCAUAUAUGUAGAAGCUAAUGGUGGCUUAAAUCAGCAACGGACAUCAGUAUGCAAUGCUGUUGCUGUGGCCGGCUAUCUCAAUGCUACCCUUGUGAUUCCCAACUUCCAUUAUCAUAGCAUAUGGAAAGAUCCUAGCAAGUUCAAGGACAUUUAUGACGAAGAAUAUUUUAUCAGUACCUUGAAAAAUGAUGUGCAAAUAGUUGACAGGAUUCCUGAGUACCUAAUGGAAAGAUUUGGCAGCAAUAUGUCAAAUGUCCACAAUUUCAGGAUCAAGGCAUGGUCAUCUAUUCAAUAUUACAAAGAUGUGGUACUUCCAAAGUUACUUGAGGAAAAGGUUAUCAGGAUUUCACCAUUUGCAAAUAGAUUGUCAUUUGAUGCUCCUCCAGCAGUCCAACGCCUUAGAUGCUUAGCGAACUAUGAAGCUUUACGGUUUUCAAAUCCUUUAUUGACUAUUGGUGAAUCCUUGGUUGAAAGAAUGAGAAAACGCAGUGCUAUCAAUGGUGGCAAAUAUGUCUCUGUACAUCUUCGUUUUGAAGAGGAUAUGGUCGCUUUCUCGUGUUGUGUUUUUGAUGGUGGAGAACAGGAGAGAGAAGACAUGAUUGCAGCAAGAGAAAGAGGUUGGAAAGGGAAGUUUACAAAACCUGGACGAGUUAUUCGUCCUGGAGCCAUCCGGAUCAAUGGGAAGUGUCCCCUCACUCCAUUAGAGGUUGGCCUGAUGCUGAGAGGAAUGGGAUUCACAAAGAACACUUCUAUCUUUUUGGCAUCUGGAAAGAUAUAUAAUGCCGAAAAAACAAUGGCUCCAUUACUUGAAAUGUUCCCUAAUUUGCACACUAAGGAAACUCUUGCAACAGAAGAGGAACUUGCUCCAUUUAAGAAUUAUUCUUCCAGGAUGGCUGCCAUAGAUUACACUGUUUGUCUUCAUAGUGAGGCGUUUGUUACGACUCAGGGUGGUAACUUCCCUCAUUUUCUGCUGGGCCACAGAAGAUACUUGUAUGGUGGACAUGCUAAGACAAUUAAACCUGAUAAACGGAAGUUAGCAUUGCUGUUUGAUAAUCCCAAUAUAGCAUGGAAGAGUUUCAAGCGUCAACUGCUGAACAUGAGAGCCAAUAGUGAUUCCAAGGGAGUUGAGAUCAAGAGACCGAACGACUCAAUCUAUAGCUUCCCGUGCCCAGAUUGCAUGUGCCAUGCCAACAAAACUGACAACUCAAGAUCUUCAUCAGCCGCUUGAUGUAAUCAGGAAUGAUGGGCGUUUCCAUUAACCCUAUAAUUUUGUGUGAGCAUGCCUUGCUGCUGACCGCGUUUCUGGUAUUGUGAUUAUUUCAUUCUUUCCCCUUUCCAUUCAGUGAGAGGGCAUACACUCCAUUUUUGGAGCCUAAAAGGAUUUUGUUGGAAGUACCAUUGACCAAAUUGUAUUUUUGGAUCGAGUUUUCCAAGGGAGUGGCAUCUUUUUUGCACAUGAUGCCAGUACAGCACAGCACAGUACAGAAUCGAACCCCGUUCAGUUGCUUGAACAGGUCAAGUUUCGGAACCUGUCCCAAGAACAUUGGCUAAUCUAUGUCUUCAUUUAUGAAUUUGCAGCUACUUUAUUGGACUAGCCAGUUCCAAAGAAUCAAAAGAACAAACCCCAAGUUCCUUCACUUCACACGAUAGCUUGUACAUUACCUCGAGUAUGCAUGUGUUUUAAGGCUUAGCAACCAAAUAGCUCUAUGUACAUUUAACAAAAUUCAGGGUCCUUAGUAUCAUUUCUUUUUUCUUGUGUUGUUUCCUUUCCCCUCAUAUUGAGAGGGCUUUCAUUGUUUUAGUGAGAACACAUUCGUUAUUCUUUUACAUUGGUGCCCACAUUGUUGUAGUGAUGAUUCCAGUGGAUGUAAUUAGCUCACCAUUUAUGAUUAGAAAUUGCGAAACUUUGGUUAAUCAGGGAUGAAUUGAUAGAAUUAAUCAUUGUUAAUACGAGUUCUAUUGACUU